Molecule: messenger RNA, 228 nt
Organism: Clunio marinus
Lineage: Eukaryota; Metazoa; Arthropoda; Insecta; Diptera; Chironomidae
Source: the annotation of a GenBank genome assembly
AUGUCUAAAUGGCAACAAGAUUUAAGAGAUGCUUUGAUUUCAAACAAUUUAACAACAGCGAUGACCAGUUAUUGCAUGAAUAAGAGCUUAACUUUUUUUAGUUGUCAAAACAACGCUCGAAAAUUGCGAUUAAUUAAUCCUUUUAAAGCUUAUAAACCUUUAAACGACGACGAUUAUGUAACAUCACGUAACAUGGCCAUGCUCACGCAUUCAUGCCGAAUAUCAUAA